Penicillium alfredii is the source of this 3453-nucleotide messenger RNA. RefSeq names its product regulator of nonsense transcripts 2. Gene Ontology annotation, molecular function: protein binding; RNA binding. Gene Ontology annotation, cellular component: exon-exon junction complex; cytoplasm. Bases 1 to 3453 code for a protein of 1150 amino acids. The transcript is spliced from 7 exons. The record is from RefSeq and is a predicted model, not a curated record. Gene Ontology annotation, biological process: nuclear-transcribed mRNA catabolic process, nonsense-mediated decay. Lineage: Eukaryota; Fungi; Ascomycota; Eurotiomycetes; Eurotiales; Aspergillaceae.
AUGGAUCGCCUGCGAAAAAGGGAGCUCCGCGGCCUGAACGAGCGGGCCUGGGCUGGCGAACCGGACGUCUUCCCGGUGAGCAAGUCGCUCGACUCGGCCCUCAAGAAAAACACCGCCUUCAUCAAACGUCUCCGCACGGGGAUCAGCGCCUCCGCCCAUUCGACCUUUCUCGCCGAUAUCCGCACCCUCUCUCUCCAUAAAUACCUCUCCGAGAUCAUCUCCGCCUGCUACGAGGGUCUAUGCAAAUUGAAAUCGCCCGGGGAGAUCGCGGCCGGCGUCGAGGUUGUCAGCGCACUGCACCAGCGUUUCGGUCCAUGGGAAUUCACCCGGCAGAUCGGCUGGCUGCUGGGCCGCGGGCUGAGCACCCCGGACAAGGCGCAGCUGAAGGCUCUGAGCCAGGAGGUUCGCGAGCGCGAAGAAAAAGAGCGCCUGUCCCGACACCGUGUGCUCCUGCGAGUCGUCACGGAGCUGUGGCUCGUCGGCGUGUUGAGGACCUUGGAUGACGUCGAGCGGCCCGAGGAUCUGGGCGCGAAAGGCAAGGAUGGUGUGGUUGGGAUCGGUGGCAAACCCUCCGAUACGCCGUUGAAGUCGAAGACCCCGGCGGCGGCGAAGGAUCAGGACAAACAGGCGGAGCCGUUCCCGUUGGAGGUUCUGAAGGAACUGCUGGGCCAUGACCGUGACCACACCAAUUUGCCCUUGGCGGUUUUGUUUGUGAAGGGUUUUAGCUGGGAUAUCAUCGGUUCGAGGCUUGCUGAGGAGGGCAGGAAGACCGUCGAAGCGGACGGUGCUACAUCUACGACUGCCGGCGCGGAGCCAGCCCAUGCGGAGGCUGCUGAAGUUACGACUGAGGCGGACCUGCCCCUGACUCCAGAGAAGACCCAACAGCGAUUUAAGAGUAUUUUGAACCGGUACCUGGAGGAUGUCAAGGCGCAUGUGGUUCGUGACCAGAGGGCCCUGGCCUCGCAAAGCCGUCGAAAUGCCGAGGCGUACGUCAAGAGCGGCGAGAUCUUCGAGGACCGUCAAUCGAAUUUCGAGAAGCAAUCGAAAUCCCUGGAGAAGCUCGUCGCCAACACCCAGGUGAUGUGCGAAGCUCUAGGGGCCGAGAUGCCCGACCUUGCGGAGAAGGAGACCAACGACGCGGCGUCAAGUGGCGGCAUUGGCCUUGUGAAGACGACCGACUAUUUGCGUGGACAGGGCGAAGGGGCUGGCAUUUGGGAAGAUGAAGAGGAACGCCGCUUCUAUGAGAACCUGGUCGACUUGAAGGGCAAGGUGCCUGCGGUGUUGCUGGAGGACGGCAAGAAAAAGAAGAGCGAAGCCGAAGAGGCUGGAAAGAAGAAAGCCGAUGGCGAGCCAGCAGCCGAAGAGAAGGCAGAGCCUUUGGACGAAAAGGCGACUGCGGAGGCGGAUGACCAGUCGAUGGCAAUUGCCAGCAAGACAGUAGGCGCGCAAGUGGAUGCCCUCUUGGCCAAGCUUCCGGAAUUGCAAACAAAAGAUCACGUCGACCAGCUUGCCCUGGACUUCUGCUUUGUCAACUCCAAGGCGUCGAGAAACAGACUGGUGAAAGCCGUUUCGGACAUCCCCAAGGGUCGUAUUGACCUGCUGCCCUUGUAUUCUCGCUUGGUGGCCACGCUCGGCCAGUAUCUGCCGGAUAUUCCGCAGGGACUGACCACGUAUCUCGAUGAAGAGUUCCGGAGUCUGCAGCGGCGCAAGUCAAAGGAGUUUUUGGGCCAAGUGCGCAUGAGCAAUGUACGGUACCUGGCCGAGCUGACCAAGUUCGGCGUGGUGCCGGAGCACAUUAUCUUCCAUUGCUUCAAGGUUUCCCUCGACGACUUUUCGCGCAUGAACAUUGAGAUCAUCGGUAAUCUGCUGGAAAAUUGUGGUCGCUACUUGCUGCGCAACCCGGAAACAUCCCCCAGAAUGGCGUCUUUCUUGGAAACGCUCAGUCGCAAGAAGGCGGUGCAGCAUCUGGCUCAGCAGGAGCGCAUGGUUAUCGAAAAUGCCAUCUACUAUGUCGACCCGCCGCCACGACCAGCGAUUCAGCAGAAGGAGCGUACCCCGAUGGAGCAAUACAUCAGACGCCUGAUCUACUUGGAUAUGAACAAGCGCAAUUACACCAAGAUCUUGAAGUCUAUCCGCAAGCUUCAUUGGGAGGAGCAAGAGGUGGUCGAUAUCCUGGAACGUGUCUUCAGCAAGCCGGUCAAGGUCAAAUACGGUAGCAUCCACCUUCUGGCAAUCCUUGUCAGCGCCCUCUACCGGUAUCAUCAGGCCUUUGUGAUUGGCAUCGUGGACAAUGUCCUUGAGCAGAUCACGCUGGGCCUUGAACAGAAUGACUUCAAGUUCAAUCAGAAGCGCAUUGCCGAAGUCAAGUACCUGGGAGAGCUUUACAACUACAAGAUGAUUGAUUCACCUGUCAUCUUCGACACGUUGUAUCGCAUGCUCACUUUCGGCCACGAGGGCGGCACCCCGGUUCCCGGGAAGAUAAAUGUGCUGGACAUGCCGGAUGACUACUUCCGAGUUCGGCUGGCGUGCACGCUACUAGACACCUGCGGCCACUGCUUCGAUCGUGGCUCGGCGAAGAAGAAGCUGGAUUUCUUCCUCACGUUCUUCCAAUAUUAUCUUUUCACCAAGGACCCGCUGCCCAUGGAUGUCGACUUUCUUGUCCAGGACACCUACUCGACCAUCCGGCCGCAGUGGAAGCUGGCCACUGACCCUGAAGAAGCGACGCGCAUUUUCGGCGAGGCUGUGGCUCAGAACUACCAUGUGCCGGAAUCCGAGAGACCUGCCGAGGCCGACGAGGAGGAUGCGGAGAGCAGUUCGUCUGAUGACGAAGGUCUCGAGGAGGAUGUAAUUCCUGAAAUUGAGGAGGACCAGGAGUCCAGCGACGAGGCCGAGGUAUCUGGCCCCAACCCGGAGGCCAAUGACGAGAGCGAAUCCGAAGACGAGCAGAUCGUCGUUACGCGUCAGGAGGAAGAGCGAGACCCAGAAGCCGAGGCGGACUUCGACCGAGAAUUCGAAAAGAUGAUGGCCGAAAGCAUGGACUCGAGACGGUUCGAGCGCAAGGCCGUCUUCGAUAUUCCUCUACCCAUGAAGAGACCAGCGCGCGAGGCUCUGCCUACCGACUCUGCUACCCCCGAGCCAGCACCAGUUGAGCCGGUGGCGCCCAAGACCAUGGCGUUCUCGCUGAUGACUAAGAAGGGAAACAAGCAGCAGACCCGCACCAUCGACCUGCCAUCCGACUCCAGCUUUGCAGUCGCCAUGCGGAGCCAGCAGCAGGCAGACCGGGAAGAGCAGCAGCGGAUCAAGAAUCUGGUGCUUAACUACGAAGCAUCCAACGAGCCCGAGCCCACUGAGGGUUUAGAAAAACGCACUACUCCUAGCCAGAAGAUGGACAAAUCUGCCAAUCGCACCGCAUUCCGGUCCCGCAAACUCCAACUUAGCGACGUCAAUUGGUAA